GUAGAAACCAGACCACCACGUGCUUUGGUAUUUCUUGCUCCUCCUUCCCCUUUAGCUCCGGAGGAUGUUUCAUUGCAAUUCACAGUACUUUUCCUUUGAGGAUGUGCGGUCCCUUUAACGUCUUGAGUGACGUACGAGUAGCCCCGCCCAUCUCCCCUCCCCACAGCUCUGUUCCAAGCCCCACCCACUGCUUUUGCCCUGCGCCAAUUAACGCACUUCUGCGGGUGGGGAAGCUGGCCCCUCCUUACCUGGCAACUGGUCCACUUGCUCCCGGGCAGAUUUUCCGUUCAGUUCGUCGUGGUCCCCUCACGGCCCUCUAAGCAGUUGCCCCGCGGAAGUAGCCAAGUGUUCCGCCCCCUGGUUGCCAUAACAGCAGUACGCGACGCCUCCUUGCGCCUUUCUCGUCUUUCAAAGCAGUCCUUCCUGGUCGGGGCCAAGACCCUCUCCGGAACCUCAUCUUUAGUCGAGCAGAACCAGGGAGGAGCACUGAGCUUGAUUUGACUCCGGAGCCUUCAGCCAGGAAGAAAGAUGUCAGAUGAAGAUGAUCUGGAAGACUUCGAUGCAGACCAGGAUGAUCUGGAAAAGGAAGAGGAUGAGAGGGAGACAGAGGAGUGGGAGGACUACAGGAAGGAGGGAGAAGACCUCUCUGAGGAAUGGUUGCCCACCCCCCUCACGGAGGACAUGAUGAAGGAAGGGCUUUCUUUGCUCUGCAAGACGGGCAAUGGACUGGCUCAUGCUUAUGUCAAGCUGGAGGUUAAAGAGAGGGAUCUGACAGAUAUCUACUUGUUGAGUUCCUACAUCCAUCUGCGCUAUGUGGAUGUUUCUGAGAACCACCUGACAGAUUUGUCCCCACUGAAUUUCCUUACACACCUGCUCUGGCUCAAGGCUGAUGGCAACCAUCUGCGGAGUGCCCGGCUGAAUGAACUGCCCUACCUGCAGGUUGCCAGUUUUGCCUAUAACCAGAUCACUGACACAGAGGGCAUCUCUCACCCUCGUCUGGGCAGCCUGGAUCUCAAAGGUAACCGCAUCCGCAUGGUGACAGGUCUGGACCCCCAAAAGCUGAUCAGCCUGCACACCUUGGAGCUUCGGGGGAACCAGAUAGAAACCACCCUGGGAAUCAACCUUCCUAAACUGAAGAACCUCUUCUUGGCCCAGAACAUGCUGAAGAAGGUGGAGGGCUUGGAGAACCUAAGCAAUCUCACUACCUUGCAUCUUCGAGACAACCAGAUUGAGACUCUGAGUGGCUUCUCCAAGGAAAUGACAUCGUUACAGUAUCUCAACCUGAGGGGCAACAUGGUGACCCGCCUGGGAGAGCUGGCCAAGCUUCGGGACCUGCCCAAGCUGCGAGCCUUGGUGCUGUUGGACAACCCGUGUACAGAUGAGAGUGACUAUCGCCAGGAGGCCCUGGUGCAGAUAGCACACCUCGAACGCCUGGAUAAAGAUUUCUACGAGGAGGAGGAGCGGGCUGAGGCUGAUGAGAUCCGUCAGAGGAUGAAGGAGACCCAGGAGCAGGAGGCUGAGCCUGAGCACAGCUUCGAACUGGAGCAGUCUUCCAUGUAGCAGCAGCUCUUUUAGCCUCCAAGAAUAGAGAUCAAAGACACUGGCCCUAAGACCCGAGAAGACUCCCAGUUAGGGGGGCUGCCACGUUCACCCCCCUCAUCCUGAGACAGAGCAUGCCCUCUCUUGCCUCACACCUGGGAAUUCAUCACAGCUUGCUGUCCAGGCUCUGGGUGGGCACCUGGGCAGCGUCCGGGUGGGCCUGAGCCCUGCCUGGAACGUGUGUGUGUGUGUGUGUGUGUGU
Molecule: messenger RNA, 1801 nt
Organism: Panthera uncia (snow leopard)
Lineage: Eukaryota; Metazoa; Chordata; Mammalia; Carnivora; Felidae
Gene: LRRC23
Product: leucine rich repeat containing 23
Exons: 8
Coding region: 529-1560 (343 amino acids)
Molecular function (GO): protein binding
Source: RefSeq, a predicted model, not a curated record